AUGUCAGAAGACUGUCGUGCCUUUGAAAUACUAAGGGAAGCAGCUGAGAAAGCCAUGAUUGAGCUCUCUUCUACAACCAAACAUACAUCAACCAUCCAUUCAUCACAACUGAUGCAUCUGAUGCUAAAACUUGUGAAGGAUGUUGGAAUCACAACAAAAGAGGUUGAUGAAGUUCUUCUGGCGGUCGGAAUGACACUUGCCAUGGGAGAAAUAAUUCAAGGUGGAAUUCUGAGAGGUGAUGUUAAGGAGUUGAUUCUUCUUGACGUAACUCCUCUUUCUCUUGGGAUUGAACCCUUGGUAGGACUUUCUCCAAACUUAUUGGUAGAAAAACCUUUAUUCCAACAAAGAAUGGGAUCGAAGUCCUCCCAUAUAUCUAUUCAACAACUGCAACCAAACAAAUCACUUGAAAGGAGUUAA
This is a messenger RNA of Lactuca saligna, 417 nucleotides long. NCBI's taxonomy places the organism in Eukaryota, Viridiplantae, Streptophyta, Magnoliopsida, Asterales, Asteraceae. The record is from the annotation of a GenBank genome assembly.